AUGGCGCGAAGUGGGUUGCUAGAUAGCAACUCGUCGACCAAUGAAAUGGCUCGAAUUAAAGCACUAAACAUUCGGGCCUUGGAAGAGUAUCAUCUCUUUCAUUUGAAGCUSAAGAUGCCGCCUUURAAAUCCGUUAAAAAGGUUAGGCCCUCUACUGCUUCUGGAGUCUUACAGAGCCACGAGACGACUUCGAUUUUAGAUGAUAUUCGACCAUUUACAGCGCCGGAUAAAGGCCCAUUAGGACUUGAUCCAACGUUCAUAACUUCACGGCACCACGUACCCGGUGUCCCUGUAACUUCAAAUUACAAAGGACGACAAGUUCACGGAGGAAUUCCAGAGGAUAAUCUAAAACUAGAACAUGGCAGACGAGCUACUAUAGCAGGAUUUGAAGAGGUAGAACAUCAUGAGCAACCCAAGAGGCCUUCYACUGCGGUUGGACUUUCAAAACAGCUCAAGCUGGAGGACAGAAUCACACUUGAUCACCUUAAUAGAAUGAGGAAGGCUUUUGAGGAAGCAGAUACUGAUGGCAAUGGUACCCUUGAUUUACAAGAAUUCAAAACUGUAAUACAGUCUUUGUUUGCAACYAAGUUCAAGAAUAUUGAUCAAGUAACAGCACUGUUCAUGAAGAUUGACUCUUCAUCAGAUGGUGAAAUUAAUUGGGAUGAGUUUUGUACAUUCAUGCAGUUGGAGUAUGCAGAAAAAGAAGACUCAUAUUUCAGGUCUAAGGAGACCUCUUUUGCCCUUCCUGCACUGAUAGAAAACUCACCUCAGAGGGAACAAGUGAUUAGAGCUUGCAGUACAUCUGAUAAUAACUUCCUUAUUGUCAGCCAGGAUGGUCAAGUGUCAUUUUGGUCCCAAAACCUGGAAUUUAAAAGACUGAAACAUAUUGAAAGCUCAAGCAAGAAAAACAAAUGGAUUACAGACUUUGCUCUGGUCCCUCAAUAUAACAAGUUUAUUAUUUCUACAGGGGACAGAGAAAUUCAGUUUUUUGAGUUAUCAACCUUUGAGCCUUACUGUCAAAUAAGUGGACUUGAGACCACUCCACUCAGGCUUGACUAUUGUUCUACUGGAACUGAUGAAUGUAUUAUAAUAUAUGGUGAUAGUCAAGGUUGUGUGAAUAUUUUUAUGAUGCGUUCUACCGGAGAAACGUUAAGAAAUUGGAAAAAGAUGCCCAAAGUGGAAGGAAUUGCAAGUGUUAACAUUGACAGUGUUAUAAACUCUGAAAAUACAAAGUUCAUAAG
This is a messenger RNA of Exaiptasia diaphana, 1241 nucleotides long. RefSeq lists its product as uncharacterized. Lineage: Eukaryota; Metazoa; Cnidaria; Anthozoa; Actiniaria; Aiptasiidae. Gene Ontology annotation, molecular function: protein binding; calcium ion binding. The annotation marks the transcript as partial. The record is from RefSeq and is a predicted model, not a curated record. The transcript is spliced from 13 exons.